AUGACUUUUGUCAAAAUAUGUAUUCUUAAAGAUUGCAUACUUUGGUUAAUAUCACUAAUUGAUCGUUUCGUGGGGCUUUUUGAUUUGUUUCAUAAAAUUAAUUGGGACUGGGCGAUCAAGCUCUAUCUGGAGCCUUUAUAUGAUAUGAAAGUGAUCUACGUCGCCAUUACCCUUCUAGGCACGUGCUUCGUCCUUAUACUCAUCAUCAGCAUUCUGCAAUACCUUGAAGUGAGAAAAGAUAGAACUGAGAAAAUGCAAGAAGCACAAAGAUUCCACUUCGAUGCCAUGUAA
Molecule: messenger RNA, 291 nt
Organism: Protopolystoma xenopodis
Lineage: Eukaryota; Metazoa; Platyhelminthes; Monogenea; Polystomatidea; Polystomatidae
Source: the annotation of a GenBank genome assembly